ACGAAUUUAUUCCCAUCAGGUUACUACAUGCAGGAACAGAGUGCAUGACUUUAAAUUCUGAUUACACAAUUUUGGACCGUGUCAAAGGGCUCCGAUAGUCACCAAAACAAAGCAAAUUGAAUCAUGUCGAACAUAAUUUGGUCCAAACUUUCUACUGCACGACAUGCAGCUAACAAUCUGCUCAAAUCACAAAGACGUUACUUAAACUUAUUGGAAUACCAGAGUAAAGGACUAUUGGAAGAAAGUGGCGUUGCGAUACAACGAUUCCGAGUACUUGAAGGCAGUCAAGACGAUUUAAAAGUCCUGGAUCAAUUCAAGGUGCCGGAAUAUGUUGUAAAAGCACAAAUUUUGGCAGGAGGUCGAGGUAAAGGUCACUUUUCAAAUGGAUUUAAAGGCGGUGUUCACAUCACGAAAAACGCUGACGAAGUACUAUCACUGGUUGACAAAAUGGUCGGACAGAAACUAAUCACAAAUCAGACGCCCCAGGAUGGAAUACUCGUGAAAAAGGUGAUGGUUGCUAGCAGUGUGAACAUCGUUCGCGAAACGUACCUGUGCAUCGUAAUGGAUCGCGAAAGUAAUGGUCCGGUGCUCGUCGCCAGUCCAGCUGGUGGUAUGGACAUUGAGGCAGUUGCCGAAGAAACUCCCGAUAAAAUCAAAAAAGUUCCCAUCGACAUAUCUAAAGGACUGACAUUAGACGAAUGCAAAGAAAUUGCCGAAUUUCUGGAAUUUAAAGGAAAUUUGGUCGCGAAAGCUGCCGAUGAAAUACAGAAAUUGUGGAAAUUGUUUUUGAAAGUUGAUGCCGUUCAAAUCGAAAUCAAUCCGUUGGCCGAAACCGAUGAUGGUCAGGUGAUAUCCGUGGACGCUAAAUUGAAUUUCGACGACAAUGCACAAUUCCGGCAGAAAGACAUUUUCAAUAUGGACGAUGCGAGCGAAAGUGAUCCGAGAGAGGUGGAAGCGGCCAAAUACAAUUUAAAUUAUGUCGCUAUGGACGGUAACAUCGGCUGUUUGGUGAACGGUGCUGGUUUGGCAAUGGCAACGAUGGACAUCAUCAAAUUGCACGGCAGUAGUCCGGCUAAUUUCUUGGAUGUUGGUGGAAAUGUGAAGGAAGAUCAAGUUCUGCGCGCGUUCCAAAUUCUUCUAUCGGACAAAAAUGUGAAAGGCAUUUUGGUGAAUGUGUUCGGCGGUAUCGUCAAUUGUGCGACGAUCGCAAAUGGAAUCGUGAACGCAUCGAAAACGAUCAAUUUAAAAGUGCCGCUGGUUGUUCGAUUGGAGGGUACGAAUGUGGUUGAGGCCAAACGUAUUCUGAAGGAAUCUGGAUUGCCCAUUAAAUCGGCAAGCGAUUUGGAUGAUGCGGCUCAAACUAUUGUUGCGGCUAUACAAUAAAUUUGCUGAGGAAUUUCGGUGUCAUUUAUCAAACGGGACAGACAACGUAAUUGUAGCUGCAUAAAUAUCAAUCACUCACUUCCGUUAAUUUAAUCAGAAUCAGGCAUUUUGUUCGAGAGCGAAAUAUGUUGUUAAAGUUGUAUUGAAUAAAAGACAUUUCUUGUAAUGUAAUGUAAA
Bradysia coprophila is the source of this 1560-nucleotide messenger RNA. It is a transcript of the gene ScsbetaG, whose product is annotated as Succinyl-coenzyme A synthetase beta subunit, GDP-forming. Gene Ontology annotation, biological process: tricarboxylic acid cycle; succinyl-CoA metabolic process. The record is from RefSeq and is a predicted model, not a curated record. Lineage: Eukaryota; Metazoa; Arthropoda; Insecta; Diptera; Sciaridae. Gene Ontology annotation, molecular function: ATP binding; succinate-CoA ligase (GDP-forming) activity. Gene Ontology annotation, cellular component: mitochondrion; succinate-CoA ligase complex.